Molecule: messenger RNA, 1860 nt
Organism: Calypte anna (Anna's hummingbird)
Lineage: Eukaryota; Metazoa; Chordata; Aves; Apodiformes; Trochilidae
Gene: LHPP
Product: phospholysine phosphohistidine inorganic pyrophosphate phosphatase
Exons: 7
Coding region: 37-834 (265 amino acids)
Biological process (GO): dephosphorylation
Cellular component (GO): cytosol
Molecular function (GO): phosphatase activity; inorganic diphosphate phosphatase activity
Source: RefSeq, a predicted model, not a curated record
GGGGAGGGGAAGGGAAGGGGAGAAGGAAGGAAGGAAAUGGCGUCCUGGGCACGGGCGGUGCGGGGGUUGUUGCUGGAUGUCAGCGGCGUCCUGUACGACAGCGGUGGGGAUGGAGGAGUGCCCAUCGCCGGGUCGGUGGAGGCGGUACGCAGGAUCAAAGCAUCCGGGCUGAAGCUCCAGUUCUGCACAAAUGAAACCCAAGCCACCAGGGAGAAUUUUGUGAAGAAGCUCCAGGGCAUGGGCUUUGACAUCUCUGUGGCUGAAGUGACUGCCCCAGCACCAGCUGCCUGCCGCCUCCUGAAGGAACGCAGCCUCAGACCACACUUGCUCGUCCAUGAUGAUCUUCUCCCUGAAUUUGAUGAGAUUGAUAAAGGAAACCCAAACUGUGUGGUUCUAGGAGAUGCAGCAGAAAACUUCACUUAUGCAAACCUCAAUGAAGCUUUCAGAGUUCUGAUGGGGUUGGAGAAGCCUGUUUUGAUCUCCCUUGGGAGAGGACGCUACUAUAAAGAAACUGAUGGUCUGAAACUUGAUGUUGGAGCAUAUAUGAAGGCAUUAGAGUAUGCCUGUGAUGUUGAAGCUGAGGUAGUGGGAAAACCAGCAAAAGCAUUUUUUGAAUCAGCCUUAGCAGAACUGGGAGUUCCACCCCAGCAGGCCAUCAUGAUUGGAGAUGAUAUCCUGAAUGAUGUCGGCGGGGCCCAGCGCUGCGGGAUGAGAGCUCUGCAGGUGCGGACAGGGAAGUACAGGCCUUCUGAUGAAAACCACCCCCAGGUGACACCCGAUGCCUAUGUCACCAACCUGGCUGAAGCUGUUGACAUCAUCCUGCAGCAGCUGUAAAGCAGAGCAUGGAGGAGGAGGAGGAAGAGGAAGGAGGGGAAAGCCUCACCUGCAGCCCCUCAGGAGGACACUUCAUCCUCUCCCAGCUUUGCCCAGGAUGCUGAAUUCUGCCUUCCUCACCCUGUGAUGUGCUGGGACUGACCUGAUCCACAGAACUCACCAAGGGAGCAUCCAACCUGCAGCCCUGCUUGAACAUCAUCCCCUUGGUGGCCUGCCCCAAACAGCACAGGUGACAUCAGUUCAUCUAAAAGUAGGGCUGAGCCUUGUCUGUCUUAAGGUCUGUCCCACCCUGAGGAGGGGGCUGUACCCCCUUUAACCCUUUGCCCAGCCCUGGGUGGGAAACUGGGGGGGAGCUGCUACUCCUUUGCUGUUUAACUCACCCUUUCUGUGCCUUUUGGGGUGCAUGAGGUGGCAUGGGGGGUGUUCUUGAGAGGUGAUGGUGGCCACCAAACCCUCUGUGGGGUCUUGUGUGUGCCUCUGGCUGUGGGGGGCACAAAACCCCUGGGGAGGGGGGCUGGAUCUGUACCCUUGUUAAGCUGGUGACCACGUUUCUGCCACGUUCAGCCCCUGCCUGGCACCUCCUCUGGUUAAGGCUUGGGAAUCCAGUGAUGCUGCAGCACAUCAUGGGGUUUUGGCCCCAUCCUGCCAGGAAUAAACCUCAUUCUGCAGAGUUGGAAGAGCUGUCACUGUGUUGUCACAUCAGUGCUGGCAGGGAUGGAUGCUCUGAGGACUCAGAAUGCUUUUUUCCUGGAUGGAAUAAGCAGGUGAGGGGUAGUGGGACUGAUGGACUUUCCCUUCUCUCCAUGAAGGGUCUUGUAGGCAGUGUGGCUGGGGACACACGUGGGUUUCCUACCCCUUCCCUAGCUGAAGCUUACCCCAGUCCUGAGGGACACCUAAGUGAUGUUCCAUGGUCCUGGAGCAGCCUUUGAGUGUUGGAAACCCUUCUUUUUCAGAGCUACCACAGCACCCCUUGGGGAAAAUGGGCUGGGAAUUAAAUUCUAAUAAAACAAACCACAUCUGGGAAAA